This is a messenger RNA of Candida tropicalis MYA-3404, 1578 nucleotides long. RefSeq names its product Sec9p (gene SEC9). The record is from RefSeq and is a predicted model, not a curated record. Gene Ontology annotation, biological process: exocytosis; vesicle fusion. The coding region runs from base 1 to 1578 and encodes 525 amino acids. The transcript has a single exon. Gene Ontology annotation, molecular function: syntaxin binding; SNAP receptor activity. Lineage: Eukaryota; Fungi; Ascomycota; Pichiomycetes; Serinales; Debaryomycetaceae. Gene Ontology annotation, cellular component: SNARE complex; plasma membrane.
AUGGGUAUCAAAAAGAUGUUUAAAAAGAAGGAGCCUACCGAGGAGGAGAUUCGACAAGAGUUGAACCAAGUUGGUAUUUCAACAAAAUCCAACAAACAAAGACAAGAGAAAUUCGGAGCAUUCAAGAAUUAUGCUCAAGAAAGAGCACAAAUGAGACCACAAAUGGCUCCAACCAAUCCUUAUGCAAAUAUCAACAAUACUGGAGGACAAAAUCCUUAUGCCAAUAAUAAUGGAGGGGAAAGUAAUGGUUCACCUUAUGGAAAUAAUGGCUCAUCAGUAGGAGCAGGACACGAUGGUACUAAUCCAUAUGGAGGAAGAUCAAGUAAUAAGGUAGGUGGUAGUAGUGCUUCGACUAAUCCUUAUGAAUCCUCCACCUCUAGAUCAUCUAAUCCAUAUGGUGCCAAUACAUCAAGACAAAGUCCAUAUGCAUCAAGUCAGGCAGCUCCAAGUCCCUACUCGCGUUCAACAUCAUCUACAUCAACUGGAAAUGGCACCAGUGCUAAUUCAAGACCAUCUGCUUCACCGUAUGCUAGUUCAUCUAACACAUCAAGCAAUCCAUAUGGAGCUGGUAAAAGUUCCGAAUCACCAGAACCAACAGGUGGUCAAGGUGGUUACGGUGUUAGCCGUAUAUCUACUAGACAAUCAAAUAAUGUAAGUCGUACUACUACUAGACAAACACAAGCAUACAUGGGUGAUACAGAUUCUGCCCUUGAUCUUAAUGCAAUUCCAUCACAUCAAAUGUUUGACAACAAGAAACCAGUUGUGAGAAAUCGACAACCUGUGAAUGACUUAAACUUGGAUUUGAAUGAAGAAAUCACUGAAUGUGGUGAAGUUGAUGAUUUAAAUUUGGAUCUUAGUGAGUUACCAGAAGAAGAACAAGUCAACUCUGAAGAUGAAGAAGUUGAGGCAAUUAAACAAGACAUUAGAUUUGUUAAACAAGAAUCCGUCCAGAGUACAAGAAACACUCUUAGAAUGGCUCAAGAAGCUGAUGCAUCGGGUACAAAUACAUUAGGUAUGUUGGGAUCUCAAUCGGAACGAUUAUAUGGUGCUGAACAGAACUUGUUGUUGGCUGAAACCCAAACACAGAUUGCAGAUGAAAAAGUGAAAGAAUUAAGAAGAUUGAACCGUUCUAUUUUCAUGCCAUCUACUAAUCCAUUUAAUAAGAAAUCCAGAUUGCGUCAACAGGAAGAAAGAAUCAAGAACCAAAAGGCACAAGAGAAGUACUUGCGUGAAUCCAACCGUCAAGAAAUGUUCCAAAGUGAACAAAGAAUUAAACAAGGUUUGACUAAUAAUGCCACUGGUAGUGAUGUCUAUAAUAAAUAUCAAGAUGAGAAAUAUUUGUCUGCUGCACAACGUUACCAAUUUGAAAAUGAUAGUGAAGAUGAUGAAAUUGAAAAGGAGAUUGCCCUGAACUUGGAUCAAAUUGGAAGUUAUGCUAAAAAAUUACAUGGCAUUGCUAACACUAUGAGUACUGAAGUUGAAAGUCAAAAUGAAAGAUUGAAAAGAAUUGAGGAGAAUGCUGAUAAGUUGGAUAUCAAUGUUCAUAUGAACACUACUAGAUUGAAUAAUAUUCGUUAG